Histoplasma mississippiense is the source of this 2187-nucleotide messenger RNA. Its product is annotated as catalase B precursor. The record is from RefSeq and is a predicted model, not a curated record. Bases 1 to 2187 code for a protein of 728 amino acids. Gene Ontology annotation, molecular function: catalase activity; heme binding. Lineage: Eukaryota; Fungi; Ascomycota; Eurotiomycetes; Onygenales; Ajellomycetaceae. Gene Ontology annotation, biological process: hydrogen peroxide catabolic process; response to oxidative stress. Gene Ontology annotation, cellular component: cytosol. The transcript has 6 exons.
AUGCGGUCGCUCAAGCUUCUACUCGCCUCGGCGAGUGUUGUUUCUGCAGCCUGUCCCUACAUGUCAGGGGAGAUGCCUAACAGUCAGAAAGGACCCCUCGAUCGCCGCCAUGACACUGUGUCCGACCCUACGGACCAGUUUCUUAGCCAGUUUUACAUUGAUGAUGAACAGUCGGUUCUAACAACGGACGUGGGUGGUCCCAUUGAGGACCAACACAGCUUGAAGGCUGGAAAUAGAGGCCCAACUCUACUUGAGGAUUUUAUCUUCCGCCAGAAGAUCCAACACUUUGAUCAUGAGCGGGUUCCUGAGCGCGCCGUCCAUGCUCGAGGAGCUGGUGCCCAUGGCGUAUUCACGUCAUAUAAUAACUGGUCGAAUAUCACUGCCGCAUCCUUUUUGAACGCGGCAGGAAAGCAGACACCAGUAUUCGUGCGGUUUUCUACAGUCGCUGGUAGCAGAGGCAGUGUUGACUCUGCUCGCGAUAUCCACGGAUUUGCGACCCGUCUGUAUACCGAUGAAGGCAAUUUUGAUAUCGUUGGAAACAACGUUCCAGUGUUCUUCAUUCAGGACGCUAUUCAAUUCCCUGAUUUGAUUCACGCUGUCAAGCCGCAACCAGACAGUGAAAUUCCCCAGGCUGCAACUGCACACGAUACGGCAUGGGAUUUCUUCAGCCAGCAGCCCAGCUCAUUGCAUGCCCUCUUCUGGGCAAUGUCAGGACAUGGAAUCCCUCGCUCAAUGCGACAUGUUGAUGGGUGGGGCGUCCAUACCUUCCGACUCGUCACCGAUGAGGGCAACUCGACCUUGGUCAAGUUUCGCUGGAAGACCCUCCAAGGAAGAGCGGGCCUGGUAUGGGAAGAGGCACAGGCUCUUGGCGGAAAAAAUCCCGACUUUCAUCGACAAGACCUUUGGGAUGCCAUUGAAUCUGGAAGGUACCCUGAGUGGGAGCUGGGCUUUCAAUUGGUGAAUGAAGCAGAUCAAUCCAAGUUUGAUUUCGAUCUAUUAGAUCCCACCAAAAUCAUCCCAGAAGAUCUUGUUCCCUUCACCCCAAUCGGAAAAAUGGUCUUGAACCGAAACCCAAAAAAUUAUUUUGCCGAAACUGAGCAGAUCAUGUUCCAACCAGGUCAUGUAGUUCGCGGAAUCGAUUUCACGGAUGACCCUUUGCUUCAGGGCCGCUUGUACUCCUACCUUGACACUCAAUUGAAUCGCCAUGGAGGUCCCAACUUCGAGCAACUACCGAUCAACAGACCCCGCAUCCCAUUCCAUAACAACAAUCGCGACGGUGCUGGACAAAUGUUCAUCCCUCUAAACACAGCCGCAUAUACACCCAACUCAAUGAGCAACGGAUUCCCUCAACAAGCCAACCGGACCCAUAACAGAGGAUUCUUCACCGCACCUGGGCGUAUGGUAAAUGGACCACUAGUGCGCGAGCUCAGCCCGAGCUUCAACGACGUCUGGUCCCAACCGCGUCUCUUCUACAACUCACUCACGGUCUUCGAGAAGCAAUUCCUCGUCAACGCUAUGCGCUUCGAAAACUCCCACGUGAGGAGUGAAAUCGUGCGCAAGAACGUCAUCAUCCAGCUGAACCGCGUCGACAACGACCUCGCCCGCCGCGUCGCGCUAGCUAUCGGCGUCGAACCCCCAUCCCCGGACCCAACCUUCUACCACAACAAGACAACCGUCCCCAUCGGCACCUUCGGCACGAAUCUCCUGCGGCUCGACGGGCUGAAAAUCGCCCUCCUGACAAGAGACGACGACAGCUUCACGAUCGCGGAGCAGCUCCUGGCCGCGUUUAACAGUGCCAACAAUAAAGUAGAUAUCGUCCUAGUGGGCCCAUCGCUUGAUCCCCAACGCGGCGUGAACAUGACCUAUUCCGGCGCCGACGGCUCGAUCUUCGAUGCCGUGAUCGUCGUCGGCGGCCUGCUCACGAGCGCCUCAACGCAAUACCCAACGGGUCGCCCGCUCAGGAUUAUUACGGAUGCAUACGCGUAUGGAAAGCCCGUUGGCGCCGUCGGUGACGGUAGUAAUGAAGCCCUUCGUGACGUCCUUAUGGCCGCUGGUGGGGAUGCGUCAAAUGGGGUGGACCAGCCUGGUGUGUAUAUUUCCAACGAUGCAAGUGAAGCCUACGUUAAAAGCGUCUUGGACGGGUUGACGACAUAUCGGUUCCUCAAUCGGUUCCCGUUGGAUAGGUAA